Messenger RNA from Knipowitschia caucasica, 717 nucleotides. Lineage: Eukaryota; Metazoa; Chordata; Actinopteri; Gobiiformes; Gobiidae. The record is from the annotation of a GenBank genome assembly.
AUGGCUUGUGUUACAAGAAAAUUCCCUGAACAUAAUAAAAGCGAAGUGGUCAAGGAAGAGGCUGAUGAGGAGGAAAUGAUGGACACAGUGCAGUCCAUCAGCUCUGCGUAUCCCACAGAGCUGACCGAACUCGGGAAGUGCCUUGUCAAACACGAGGAAACGUAUACAGGCAUGUUGAUUCUUGCCUUUACCGCCAUCUCAUGGAAGGACACCACCAUCUGCAACAGAACCGCUUCCAUCAUCUGCUGGACACUGCUGCGGCCGGUCACGACCGGUAACCUUCUCCCUGAGGCCGUCACGUUCUUCUUCAACAGUGUUCUGUCAGCGCUGCAGAUCCACGGGCAGCAUGAAGUCUGCAAUAACGCCCUCACUCAGCUCGCCCUGUUCAUCUACGAGAGCCUGCGCCCUCGCUACCCCGAGCUGCGGGCCGUCAUGUCCGAGGUGCCAGGAAUCAACUUGGAAGCUCUGUAUCAGUUCGACCAGAAACUCAUGGACCCCAAAGCCACAAAAUUGGGAGAGAAGAAGAGGAAGGACCAGUUCAGGAAGUUCUUAGCCGGAACCAUUGGGACGGCUCUAUGUCAACAAUUCAAGAAAGAAGUCCACAUAAAGAAUCUUCCCACUCUGUUUAAGAAGCCAAAGGAGGUGAAGGACAUGGUGCUGCAGAGCGAGCCGCUGGGUCUAGAGGCUUUGUUUGCCCCCACGCCUGCAGCGCUGUGA